AUGCCUCUUAUCUAUCUGCAUACCAAUUUGGAGGCAUCCGCACUCAAGGAUGGGAUUGAGUUGAGAAUCGCCAAAACUGUUGGAGAUAUCAUUGACAAACCAAUUGAGAAUAUGCUGACAAUUAUUGUCCCAGGAGUGCGUUUGUUGCGUCAAGAAACAACAGAACCUGCAGCAACACUGAAUAUUUAUUCAGUAGGAUCGUUUGAUUCGACCAGAAAUGCCACAUACACACCGGCUGUGAAACAGCUGGUGAAGAGUGAACUUGGUAUCCCUGAAGAAAGGAUUAUAGUUGUCUACCAUGAUCUAGACAUCAACUUUGUCGGCUGA
Molecule: messenger RNA, 327 nt
Organism: Candidula unifasciata
Lineage: Eukaryota; Metazoa; Mollusca; Gastropoda; Stylommatophora; Geomitridae
Source: the annotation of a GenBank genome assembly